GGCUGCUCCAGGCAGCCCUAAGAAAAGCUUUUUAUGAGGUAAAAAGUGAAGACUUCAAGGGCAGCAGCAGGGGUAAAUGUCUUCUGACAUUCUCUGCCGCAGCUCCAGCUCUCCCCAGCGGCGCUGUACACUACCAAGCCCUGGUUGCUGGGUACCUACAGCGGAGGCUCCGGUUUACUUCACGUUAGGCACACACGGCUGGGGCUCUCCAGGAUCGCGUGGCCGUGCUUCGGGAGGUGGAAUUAUUUUGGAAUAUGAAAAAGGUGGUGAGCUGAAGACCAAGUCCAUUGAUUUACUGGAACUCUCUCCCAAGACUGAUGUGGACCUGCUAGUAAAAGAAAUUCAGAAAGCUGAGCCUCUAAUCACGGCCUCCCGCACCCAGCAAGUGAAGCAUCUCAUUCUAAGGCUGCAGGAGAAGAUAGGGCAGCAAGAUCACCACAAGUUCUAUCUAUUCAAGGUACUCAGAGCGCACAUUUUACCGCUUACCAAUGUGGCUUUUAAUAAAUCUGGUUCCAGCUUCAUUACAGGCAGUUAUGACAGAACAUGCAAAGUGUGGGACACGGCCUCAGGAGAAGAGUUACACACACUGGAAGGCCAUCGAAACGUGGUUUAUGCUAUCCAGUUCAACAACCCCUAUGGAGAUAAAAUAGCCACAGGAUCUUUUGAUAAAACCUGCAAAUUAUGGAGUGCAGAGACAGGGAAAUGUUACCACACAUUCAAGGGACACACUGCAGAAAUAGUUUGUUUAGCAUUCAAUCCUCAGAGUACCCUGGUGGCGACUGGAAGCAUGGACACUACAGCAAAACUGUGGGACGUAAAGAGUGGGGAGGAGACCCUUACAUUGAGUGGGCACUCUGCAGAAAUAAUUUCUCUCUCAUUUAACACGACUGGAGACCGGCUGAUCACAGGCUCCUUUGAUCACACAGUGGCUGUAUGGGACAUUCCUUCUGGCAGGAAGGUUCACACCCUCAUAGGUCACCGUGGAGAGAUCAGCAGUGCACAGUUCAACUGGGACUGCUCCCUAGUAGCUACAGCCUCAAUGGAUAAGUCCUGCAGGCUGUGGGAUGCCCUGAGUGGGAAAUGUGUGGCCACUCUGACUGGGCAUGAAGAUGAGGUGCUGGACGUUGCAUUUGAUUCUACUGGACAGCUGGUAGCUACAGCUUCUGCUGAUGGAACAGCCAGAGUGUACAAUGCAGUCAGCAGGAAGUGCAUAGCCAAGUUAGAGGGACAUGAUGGUGAGAUUUCCAAGAUUUGUUUUAAUGCUCAGGGCACCCGCCUCUUAACAGCUAGCUCAGAUAAGACGUCACGCCUGUGGGAUCCACACACGGGGCAGUGCAUGCAGGUGCUGGAAGGGCACAUGGAUGAGAUUUUUUCCUGUGCUUUCAACUAUGAAGGAAAUAUUAUCAUUACGGGGAGCAAGGACAACACUUGUAGAAUAUGGCGUUAGUUGAUUAUUUAUUCUGUACAGCCACCGACAGGCUCAAAAAGUGGAAUAGCCAAAAUGUGAUGGACAUAAGGAAUGUUAUCCUAAUUCUUUGUGGACGGCCCCAACAACCUCCCUCUUCGUGAUCCAAGUUACAUUCACAAAGUGUUCCAGUGACGUGUUUCCUGCACUAGUAGAAUUUAUUGACUUUGCUUAUUGUUAUUGUAUAUUAAUGCUGUGAUUUUACAUAGUUCAUUGUUUUUUUUUAAUUAGU
Messenger RNA from Pseudophryne corroboree (corroboree frog), 1697 nucleotides. It is a transcript of the gene DAW1, whose product is annotated as dynein assembly factor with WD repeats 1. NCBI's taxonomy places the organism in Eukaryota, Metazoa, Chordata, Amphibia, Anura, Myobatrachidae. Gene Ontology annotation, molecular function: U6 snRNA binding; U4 snRNA binding; protein binding. Gene Ontology annotation, cellular component: U4/U6 x U5 tri-snRNP complex. The transcript is spliced from 13 exons. The record is from RefSeq and is a predicted model, not a curated record. Gene Ontology annotation, biological process: mRNA splicing, via spliceosome. The coding region runs from base 77 to 1447 and encodes 456 amino acids.